CUCCUGUGACCUCAUGUCCAGUUUUAAUCUCUCGUGAAGAGGCUCUCCAUGAGCUCUCCAAUAUCAAAAGUUAUUUUUCCGGUGGAAACAACUGCGACGACGAAGGCUUCGAUGAACCUUCACGAGAUACAAAUUCGCUAGAGGCACCUGCUGUUUUUCCUGUGAUCUCAUGUCCUGAUUUAAUUUUUCAUGCAGAGCCUAAACGUGAACUCUCCAACAUCAACAGUUGUUCACUCGGUGGAAAUAAAUGCGAAUACGAAGGUUCUGGUGGUUUUUCAGCAACGCAUAUUCCGUUUGAAACAUCUACAAGCUGCCGUUUCCAGCAUCACCAAUUUAGAGGCUACUAGUGAUGAGAAUAUCCUUUUCUUACUGGAGGAUAAAGCUGCAGACUUCCGCUGUGUAUUAUCAUCAAGGUCAUCGCAAUACACCCCACAGGCUUCUACUGUUCAGGAUUGGCUGACAAGAGAAAACAAUCUGAUGAUCUCUAGCGAAGGCGGACCACUACGUGUUAUAGAUCUGAACACAUUGAUCUCACCCAAUUGGCUCAACAAUAAUGUAAUUAAUAAAUACAUGAAUCUAUUAACCAGAGCCAGCGCAAGUUCUGUGCACGUCUUUGACACGAAUUUCUAUCAACAAGCAGCCGGCUCGUACAACAAUGUCAAACGGUAG
This is a messenger RNA of Diachasma alloeum, 669 nucleotides long. RefSeq lists its product as uncharacterized. Lineage: Eukaryota; Metazoa; Arthropoda; Insecta; Hymenoptera; Braconidae. The coding region runs from base 190 to 669 and encodes 159 amino acids. The record is from RefSeq and is a predicted model, not a curated record. The transcript is spliced from 4 exons.